Messenger RNA from Erpetoichthys calabaricus (reedfish), 1297 nucleotides. RefSeq lists its product as uncharacterized. Lineage: Eukaryota; Metazoa; Chordata; Cladistia; Polypteriformes; Polypteridae. The transcript has 8 exons. The record is from RefSeq and is a predicted model, not a curated record. The coding region runs from base 17 to 826 and encodes 269 amino acids.
UGGUCCGCAGACAGCUAUGACAAAAGCAACCUGCCUGAAACUUCUAACUUUAAUAUUGAUCAUACUCAUUAUAUGUCUUCCAGAGUUUUUCAACAAUCAACAAAGUUUUACAUUCUCAUGUGUCAGCAUUUGUCCCAAGGAAUUUUCAGUUCAAGAUUUUGUCAACAUCUCCCUUCUCUGGUUCUGUCAGAAACACCAUCAAAAGGGAAACAUUAAAUCUGAAAGCUUCGCAAAUAUUUCUUCUAAAACUGUCCAAGGUGGGAGUAUCUUCUGCAUACUAGGAGACAUGAAGAACCACACCUACUCACAGUGGUCAUCAAGGGCUUGUAAAAAUCACACUCAGGUGCUCUGUCAUGACGCUGUAGCAGUUGGGUCUAAUGACAAUACAACUUUGGAAAUCAUUGUGACAGCCCCUCUUCAGCCAGAAAGUCAAAUCUUUUUAAAUUACAUGAACAACAGUUUUUGCUAUAGUGUGGAAAGUUGCCGUGUUCACCCCUCAAACAUGACGCAGCUGACUUCAUUAAACUACACCUGUCGGGUCUUUUGUGAGGAGCAGAUUUCUGGAAGUGUGACUCUUCUAUUCCAGUGUUCCAUUCAAAGUACAGAAGAUUAUCUGACUCUACGAAUAGUUUGGAUGACCCUAAUGCUAACAGUCAUUCUAAUGAUUCUCUCCAUUGCUUCAAGUCAAUUAUUGUGCCCCAGAGUGCAAGGGUGUGUGAAAUGUUGCUCAUGCCAUAAGGUACUACAGACAUCAGGGCAUGAGCCAGCGGGCGAGGACACUUUAUACAUGAAUGUUGAAGAAGCACAAAGGACAAAUCAGCAGUGAAAUGCAUUUUGUCACAGCUACUCUCUCAAGCAGUUGUAGAAGAAAUGCAAAGAUAGGCAGAAAUUGCUGGAGCACAAGGCUGAAUCUGAGCCAACAGCUACAACAGCAGAGAUUUCACCUACAGCACCAUGUGUAGUUUUGCCUGAAAAGGUUCACCACUAAGCUGUAUGUGACUGUUUGGAAGGAUUUCCAUGAACUGCUAAAGGACUCUGAGAGAAAAGGGAAGACAAUUUGAUAUAAUGUGCUUGACUCACACUUCCAAAACUGAAAAAAAAACCCAAAGGAAAUUUUUUAUGAGCCAUCUUCUAAAGUACAUUUGGACAAUGCAGUCAUAUGAGUUACCCUUUGAAAUAAACUUUACACCAUGUGAUACCUUGAGCAUUUUAACAUUUAGUAUGAGGUUCAGUGGCCAAAACAGCUUUUUUAAAUAAACAUUAUGACAUUUAUGGGGCUGAACAGUUAAGAAAAGUC